This is a messenger RNA of Gossypium arboreum, 1585 nucleotides long. RefSeq names its product transcription factor MYB73-like. Lineage: Eukaryota; Viridiplantae; Streptophyta; Magnoliopsida; Malvales; Malvaceae. The transcript has a single exon. The record is from RefSeq and is a predicted model, not a curated record. The coding region runs from base 453 to 1397 and encodes 314 amino acids. Gene Ontology annotation, biological process: regulation of DNA-templated transcription. Gene Ontology annotation, cellular component: nucleus. Gene Ontology annotation, molecular function: DNA-binding transcription factor activity, RNA polymerase II-specific; RNA polymerase II cis-regulatory region sequence-specific DNA binding.
AAAAUAAAAUUUUAUUCAAGAUCUAAACUUAUUGUAGAUGACUAGACCCUUUAAACGCAUAUAAAGCCAAAAUACGCUCCGCAGAAUGCAAUAAUACGUGAGACAAACGCUCCUAUGUAGAGAGUCGCAAAAAAGCUCUAAAGAAAAAGAAAGAAAUAUUAAGAGAGAGUGACAUGUAAAUCAGUGCAAUUCAUAUGUGACACGUGUCUAUUGGCCAGCUGUAUCCCAAACCCCUUUUCCCAACCGCUUAACUUGAACAGUCGGUGGCCAUAACGUUUCUCCUCACCGUUUCAACCGGUUACUUAGCUCUCCUCUCUUAUAUAACCCCCCUUCACUAUCUCGUUUUUCUUUUAAGCUCCAAAUAGAAACCAGGAAAAAAGAAAAAGCCAAAAACCCGAUAUUAUAUCCAAAAGAAACCAAAAUUUUAUUUGCAUGCUUUUAAAUUUGAUUUCAUGGCUGUAACAAGCACAUCAAACAGAAAAGAAAUGGAUCGGAUCAAAGGUCCAUGGAGCCCCGAAGAAGAUGAUUUGCUUCAAAAACUAGUCCAAAAAUAUGGACCUAGAAAUUGGUCUUUGAUCAGCAAAUCGAUCCCGGGUAGGUCCGGGAAGUCCUGUCGGCUCCGAUGGUGCAACCAACUGUCUCCGCAAGUUGAGCAUCGGGCCUUCACCCCCGAGGAAGACGAGACCAUCAUCAGAGCUCAUGCCCGAUUUGGUAACAAGUGGGCCACAAUAGCCCGACUCCUCAACGGUCGUACGGACAACGCCAUUAAAAACCACUGGAACUCAACGCUAAAACGCAAGUGCUUGUCGGUUGGGGAAGAGAGUAAUUUCAUUAUACAUGGUGGGUAUGACGGUAAUUUGGGAGGGGAAGGGGAGCAACAACCGUUGAAAAGAUCAGUUAGUGCUGGGCUUUACAUGAGCCCGGGGAGCCCAUCUGGGUCCGAUUUGAGCGAUUCCAGCGUCCCCGUUUUAUCAUCUUCACACGUGUACAAGCCCAUCCCGAGGACCGGCGGAGUCAGCGUUGACGUCAAUGUUAUGCCAUUACCUGGGGUCGAAGCGGCGGCGUCUUCUUCUAACGAUCCACCGACUUCACUGAGUUUGUCUUUACCUGGGGCUGAAUCGUAUGAGUUGUCAGUUUCAACCCUCCCAGUUACCGAGUCUACUCAGACGAGGAACGAAGCAAAAAAUGAUGGAAAGGGAGGCGAGGUGAUGGGGUUCAGUGCGGAGUUUAUGGCGGUGAUGCAAGAAAUGAUAAGAAUGGAGGUGAGAGAUUACAUGGUUCAGAUGCAACAGCAAAACGGUGGCGUUUCGAGAGGAGAGGGAAUGGGGAUGUGUUUGGAUGCGGGGUUUAGGAAUGUUUUGUCUAUGAGUCGAGUUGGGGUUAAUAAGAUUGACUAAACUCCAUAUUGUGAAAAAAAAAAAAAACUCAAAAAAGAAUGGUCUUUUAUUUUGUUUUGGUUUUCCCCCCUUAAUAAUUGUUAUUAAUGUACAGAGAAUGAGAAAGAGAUGGGUUUAAAGAGAAGUUGAGAAAGAAAGAAAAACGGACUUUUAAAAAUUAUAUGACAAAAAUCCCUUGAAUUUCAAUA